AUGCAGUUCUUCGUCAUUAUCAGCGCCUUGAUGGCGGUUGCUGUUACCGCUGCUCCUACUCCCGAUCCCGAUUGCAACGCAUACACUUGCCAGCAUGCUCCCCCUCCAGGCGCCGAACCGGACGUUGGCCCUGGGGAUCUCGUCAAGAGUCUCAUUCCUUAG
Colletotrichum graminicola M1.001 is the source of this 162-nucleotide messenger RNA. RefSeq lists its product as uncharacterized. Bases 1 to 162 code for a protein of 53 amino acids. The record is from RefSeq and is a predicted model, not a curated record. NCBI's taxonomy places the organism in Eukaryota, Fungi, Ascomycota, Sordariomycetes, Glomerellales, Glomerellaceae. The transcript has 2 exons.